AUGCACUACAUCCGCAGCCGAGGGAUGAUCCACCGGGAUCUGACCGCGCUCAAAGUGCUCGUCUACGAACACGGCUGCUACAAGGUCGCCGACUUCGGCCUCUCCAGGAGCACUGGGACCCCGAGAGGGACGUCUACCACCAAAAGGUCAAGGGCGCCCUUCAAGUCCGACGUCUGGUCUGUCGGACUACUGCUGUGGGACAUGGUCACUUUGGGCUCGACGCCCUACCCCGGCCUGGGCGCUCAGGAGGUGACCCGCUACGUGCGCGGCGGUCACGGGAUGACGCAACCGAUCGACUGCAGCUGGGAGCUGUGCCGCUGGUGA
Molecule: messenger RNA, 324 nt
Organism: Ixodes scapularis (black-legged tick)
Lineage: Eukaryota; Metazoa; Arthropoda; Arachnida; Ixodida; Ixodidae
Product: tyrosine kinase receptor Cad96Ca-like
Exons: 1
Coding region: 1-324 (107 amino acids)
Biological process (GO): protein phosphorylation
Molecular function (GO): ATP binding; protein tyrosine kinase activity
Source: RefSeq, a predicted model, not a curated record